CUUUUCCUUCACUAGGUGACGUCAGACACAUGUCAUUAUUGUCAUCAUUGUCGGGGAGCGUCUUGAACUGCCCCGGACCGUUCCGGACGGUCAGCAGUUUGCCUCGUGUCAUGAUUAUGUUAGAUUAGUUAAAUUGCACAGUUAGAUCGUCUAGCUUGUAGUGAUUGACUGACACUGUCAUUAAUGGCUUCCUUAGUUGCGGAUUACGGGACCUCCUCCGGCUCAGACAGCGAGGCGAACGACGACAAUGCAGAUAAUGCCUUCAAGGGUGACCAGAAGGUGGAAUCAGGAAAGGAGGAUAAUGAAGAAGGAGAAGAAGCAGACGAUAAUGAUAAAGAUAAAAGCGACAGAGAGAAUGAUGGUCACAUGAGGAUAAUCGAAACAGCAGCUUCCAAAGAAAAGCUUCCAUUACCUACGCCGGACUUCAAUAGCGCACCCACGUUACUCAGAACUUCGGUCUUCUCGAAUCCGUUCGUCGAGGCAGAGCGAGCAAAGAGCGCGAUUCUGGAGAAGCACGUGAAAAUGACACCCACGUUAGACGACACGAAGAUGAUAAAUGGCCGCAAGAUCUGCUGGAACUAUCGCAAGGGCCGCUGCCGUUUUGGCCACAAUUGCACUUUCGCUCAUGACUCAGAUCUGCAUCGUAGCGCGGCGGAAUUGGAAAUUCUACGGGCACCGCAGGAGACGUUACUCUGUCAAACUCGAUAUAAUGGACAACAGCAGCAACAGCAACAGCAACAACAAACGAUACCAUCAGCUAUGAACGAUGAUGAGAACGAAGUGGAUCAGGAGAACAAUCAAACGGCGAAUAGAAAACGUAAGAAGAGGCCCGGUCUGAGUCAAUCAUUGCUUCCGAGUAAGAAGGUCUUCAAGCUGUACAAAGCUCAACAACAAACCAAAACUGUCACUAGAUGAAUACCGUUCGUACGUUCAUUCAUUCGUUCGUUCGUUUCAGUAGCAGAGAGAGGUAAUAUUGUCUUCUAGCCAAAUUGUUAAUCGUUCUUCGCAGAAAUGCGAGUUAAAAAGUACACGCAAUGAGUACUUUCUUGCAUGACGGAGCAUUAAACGUUGUCCUUGCAUACGAACAAAGAUAAUGAAGCAAUUUUAAGAAGGAAUUUAAAGGAGAUUUUGAAAGAGAAAAAUUAAAGGAAAAAGUGAAAAAACUCAUUGCAAAUAGUUUUCCAUUCGCUUUCGUAUUAUGCUUCACUCGAAAAUCGAGACUCAUAUUCUCUAACACCAAAGUGGAAGCUAUCAGCAUGUAACAAUGAGAUUAACGAGAUCUCCCUAAUGUAAGAUUUGAGUUAACGUUAAACGUGCAUUAAUUAAUAUUAAAGCGAUAUAGAUUUAAAUGGAAAACUAAUAAUUUCCGAUUUAUGCUUCCAAUGCGAAUAACUGGCAAUGUGUAGAAUAAAAAUAUAUUUCACUAUUUGAGAAACUUUUGUUUCAUAUAUAUAUAUCUACAAAGGAAUCUACAUACAUACAAAGGAUACUUGAUGUACAAAGCGCGCGCGUAUGCAGUCUUCUUACGAUUUGUCUCUUGCAACACAACCGAAGUGUAAACUAUGUCUUCUCGUUAUACUAUUUUUUCGUAUUUAUCGUUAUUUACUAGAUAUCUAUUACGAUUGUUCACUUAUAAAAGAAAACCAAAUAAUAUUUCAUUAUAUACGAUUGAUAUACAGGAUUGUAUUCUAAUUAUUAUAUGGUAAUCCAAAUAAUAUGUCGGAUCCUCCGACAAAUUUGGAAAAAAUUCAAUAAAUGCAUGUUCACACGGAAA
This is a messenger RNA of Ooceraea biroi (clonal raider ant), 1774 nucleotides long. RefSeq lists its product as uncharacterized. Gene Ontology annotation, molecular function: metal ion binding. Lineage: Eukaryota; Metazoa; Arthropoda; Insecta; Hymenoptera; Formicidae. The record is from RefSeq and is a predicted model, not a curated record.